Messenger RNA from Cynocephalus volans (Philippine flying lemur), 2355 nucleotides. It is a transcript of the gene CXXC1, whose product is annotated as CXXC finger protein 1. Lineage: Eukaryota; Metazoa; Chordata; Mammalia; Dermoptera; Cynocephalidae. The record is from RefSeq and is a predicted model, not a curated record. Gene Ontology annotation, molecular function: zinc ion binding; DNA binding. Gene Ontology annotation, cellular component: Set1C/COMPASS complex. The transcript is spliced from 15 exons. Bases 118 to 2085 code for a protein of 655 amino acids.
CCAGAAGCGGAAGUAGUAGCGGGCGCCUUUGCAACCGUUGCGGACGCCGCCGAGUGGUCUAUACAGCUUUGCGGGUCGCUGGCGGGACUCGCGAGCGGGUGUGCCGAGAGUGGUGAUAUGGAGGGAGAUGGUUCAGACCCAGAACCUCCAGAUACUGGGGAGGACAGCAAGUCAGAGAAUGGGGAGAAUGCGCCCAUCUACUGUAUUUGCCGCAAACCAGACAUCAACUGCUUCAUGAUUGGGUGUGAUAACUGCAAUGAGUGGUUUCAUGGGGACUGCAUCCGCAUCACUGAGAAGAUGGCCAAGGCCAUACGGGAGUGGUACUGUCGGGAGUGCCGAGAGAAAGACCCCAAACUGGAAAUUCGCUAUCGGCACAAGAAGUCACGGGAGCGAGACAGCAAUGAGCGGGACGGCAGUGAGCCCCGGGAUGAGGGUGGAGGGCGCAAGAGGCCUGUCCCAGAUCCGGACCUGCAGCGCCGGGCAGGGUCAGGGACAGGGGUUGGGGCCAUGCUUGCUCGGGGCUCUGCUUCGCCCCACAAAUCGUCUCCACAGCCCUUGGUAGCCACACCCAGCCAGCAUCACCAGCAGCAGCAGCAGAUUAAAAGGUCAGCCCGCAUGUGUGGUGAGUGUGAGGCAUGCCGACGCACUGAGGACUGUGGCCACUGUGACUUUUGCCGGGACAUGAAGAAGUUUGGGGGCCCAAACAAGAUCCGGCAGAAGUGCCGACUGCGUCAGUGCCAGCUACGGGCCCGGGAAUCGUACAAGUACUUCCCUUCCUCGCUCUCGCCGGUGACACCCUCAGAGUCCCUGCCAAGGCCCCGCCGGCCACUGCCCACCCAACAGCAGCCACAGCCAUCACAGAAGCUGGGGCGCAUCCGUGAAGAUGAGGGAGUAGUGGCAUCAUCAGCCAUCAAGGAGCCACCCGAGGCUACAGCCACACCUGAGCCACUCUCGGAUGAGGACCUACCACUGGACCCCGACCUGUACCAGGACUUCUGUGCAGGGGCCUUUGAUGACCAUGGGCUGCCCUGGAUGAGCGACACAGAAGAGUCCCCAUUCCUGGACCCUGCACUGCGGAAGAGGGCAGUAAAAGUGAAGCACGUGAAGCGUCGGGAGAAGAAGUCUGAGAAGAAGAAAGAGGAGAGAUACAAGCGGCACCGGCAGAAACAGAAGCAUAAGGACAAAUGGAAACACCCAGAGAGGACUGAUGCCAAGGACCCUGCAUCACUACCGCAGUGCCUGGGGCCUGGCUGUGUGCGCCCUGCCCAGCCUGGCUCCAAGUAUUGCUCAGAUGACUGUGGCAUGAAGCUGGCAGCCAACCGCAUCUACGAGAUCCUCCCCCAGCGCAUCCAGCAAUGGCAGCAGAGCCCCUGCAUUGCUGAAGAGCAUGGAAAGAAGCUGCUCGAACGCAUUCGCCGUGAGCAGCAAAGUGCCCGCACCCGCCUCCAGGAAAUGGAACGCCGAUUCCACGAGCUUGAGUCCAUCAUUGUGCGUGCCAAGCAGCAGGCUGUGCGCGAGGAUGAGGAGAGCAACGAGGGUGACAGUGAUGACACAGACCUGCAAAUCUUCUGCGUCUCUUGUGGGCACCCUAUCAACCCACGUGUUGCCUUGCGCCACAUGGAGCGCUGCUAUGCCAAGUAUGAGAGCCAGACGUCCUUUGGGUCCAUGUACCCCACGCGUAUUGAAGGGGCCACACGACUCUUCUGUGACGUCUACAAUCCUCAGAGCAAAACAUACUGUAAGCGACUCCAGGUGCUAUGCCCUGAGCACUCACGGGACCCCAAAGUGCCAGCCGAUGAGGUAUGCGGGUGCCCCCUUGUACGUGAUGUCUUUGAGCUCACAGGUGACUUCUGCCGCCUUCCCAAGCGCCAGUGCAAUCGCCAUUACUGCUGGGAGAAGCUGCGGCGUGCCGAAGUGGACUUGGAGCGCGUGCGUGUGUGGUACAAGCUGGAUGAGCUGUUUGAGCAGGAGCGCAAUGUUCGCACAGCCAUGACAAACCGAGCAGGAUUACUGGCACUGAUGCUGCACCAAACAAUACAGCACGACCCACUCACUACCGACCUGCGCUCCAGUGCUGACCGCUGAGCCUCAUGGGUCCAGAACCCUCCCUGCAUUCCAGAUGGGGGAACUGUCGUGCAUCCCACGUGUCCAGUCCUCCAUUCAUCUGUUUCUUUGACUGUCCCUGAGUUUCUCCCUGUGCCCAUGCACCAUUUGACUGCCCAUCUGCCCUUACCAAAGGGUCUCAGAAUUUCCCUCUGUCCUUGUCUCUCCGUUUUCUGUGCCUGGGCUGUGGAGUCUACUCACCUUGCCUCCCCCCCCUCCCUGGGUUUUGUUAAUAAAAGUUUGAAGAACCAA